Molecule: messenger RNA, 324 nt
Organism: Cryphonectria parasitica EP155
Lineage: Eukaryota; Fungi; Ascomycota; Sordariomycetes; Diaporthales; Cryphonectriaceae
Exons: 1
Coding region: 1-324 (107 amino acids)
Source: RefSeq, a predicted model, not a curated record
AUGUUGAAUAGAAUCAACAAAUCCCAUAUUUGCAAAUCUUCUUCUAUUCCAAAGAGUACUCAAGAUCAAGAUCUCUUGAUUUCCCGCCUCUUGGAAAAUUUUAUUGAGAUGCUCGUUUAUUCCUAUUGCAAGGAUUAUAGUUUCAAAUCCUGCAAGGUAUCUCCCGAAGACUCUUCUCGUUAUAUCGAAUGCAUUCAACUGGGCUGCUUCAAGUGCGAUAUUAUGAGCUCUUCCCCUGAGAAGCUUUGCAAUAUUGCUACUCAACAUCGAAAGUUGGAGAAUGAGAUUGAGAAGAGGAAGACUAAGCUUCUCUGUUUGCAUUAA